Messenger RNA from Prorocentrum cordatum, 1978 nucleotides. Lineage: Eukaryota; Dinophyceae; Prorocentrales; Prorocentraceae. The record is from the annotation of a GenBank genome assembly.
GAGAUGUCGAGCAUGCUGGCCAACAUGGAGCGUAGAUUGGGAGAGCAGUUGCAGGCUAACACCCGCAACCUCUCGGACAUCUUCCAACAGUCCCAGCUGGAGUUCGCGCAAGAGAUGGACGACCUCAGAGCGGAGAUGGCGGCAGUUGCAUCGACGACUCCGAAGGGGCUACCGACCACCACGGGGUGGUCACGCACGGUGGACACCACGAUCCUGGCGAUCACCGCGAGGGCAGACGUGCCGAAGUCUGCGGUGGCGGACUCGCUGCAGCAGCUGCUGGCCGACGCGGACCUGGCGACCGUCCAGCCCGACGCCACGCGGCUUGAGGGAGAGGAGAUCGGACGCCGCUUCAAGCUACGCUGCUUGGGCGCGACGGGGCUCGCAGAGCGCCGGUGCGGCAAGCUCCUGGAGCUCCUGCGCACUGGCCCGUCCUCGUGGGUGCACCUCAAUGUGGGUAAGGACCGCAACCAGUCCCAGAUCUCUCACGAGAUCCAGCUCAAGCGCCUCCGCACCGAGCUGCGAGAGCACAUUGCUGACCGCCUCUUCGUGGGCAAGGAUACCAUCGCGGUCAAGUGGAGGCAGCUGGUUCGCCUCUCAAUCGCUGCGCCAGGGGCGAAGCCGCAAGUCUCGUGGAACAUGGCGGCGGUGCGCUCGAUCGGCCAGGCGGAGCAGGCACUGCAGAUCGUGGCGGACCGUGCGCUGGCCCCUGAGGGCGAGAGCAUCCACCUCGGCACAUGGAACUGCAGGGCCCUCAAGCAGACGGGGAAGCAGGGCAUCCGCAAGGUCAAGAAGAAGCUCAAGUACCUCCAGAACUAUUGGAAGGGUCCAGUGAUACUGGGCUACAAGAGACGCCAGCGCCAGUGGCUUGAUGCGCUGCGAGGUGCCACAGAGCUGAUGGCGGGCAAGCCCACUCACUGGAAUGCGAGUACAAGAACCAGCACGACCAUAGACCGGAUGUUUGUGGGGCUCCCGCGCUGGGCGCUCUGCCAAGGCCGGCAGUCCUGCCAGCUACGCGGAGAAGCUCGGGGGCUCCACAUCCGCGGGGUCAGCGAUCACUCGCUAGCGGUGGCCUCGCUCAUGCGACGUCCUCGGCCUCAGCGAGACCCUGGCGUGCCAGCCGCCAUCCCGCGGGACAUCGCCAUGGGGCCCCGCUUCAAGGAGAUCGCGCAGGGCUACCUGGAGGCGGCGCCGCUGCAGCACCUUUCGCCCCCCGACGAGUGCAAGUUCUACGCGAGAUUCCGGCGGGCCGCCGCCGACGACGUCCAGCAUGAGCUUCUCGUGGCGGAGGGAUGGUCCAGGGGCUCGUCUGCCAUCAUUUGGCGACAGCUGGCCCGAGCCUGCUGGAGGCAAAACUGGAGGCUGGCGCAGCUGGUGGUCACCCAGAACGCACGGGCGCAGGAACUGGCGCGGGUCGACACGGAGGCCAAGGCAGCGCAGAUCAUCAACUACUCCGAGUUCCAACGGAGGUACAACAUCGCGCAGAGGAAGGAGGCCGCCAGCAUGAGGCGCAGGCUGGAAGAGGACACCAUGCAUGAGACCGACGAGAACAGGAAGAUGCAGUUGAGCGCCCAGCUUCGAGCUCUUCGCAGAAGAGCGCGUCUGCGGGCGCCCAUCAGCGCGCGCCGAUACCUCGCUGUGCUGGAGGUGGACGGGGCUGAGCUCAAGGAGCCCUCGGACAUCCGCGACGCGCUGGGCAGGCACUGGGGCAAGGUGCUCUGCCCCGUGGAGGAGCUCCAGGUGUCCAACGGCGAGCGCACGGCGGACUGGGAUGAGCGGCCUGCCCCGCGGCUGGCAGACGUCCGCCUAGCCCUUCGGCGGGCCAGGCCCGCCGCGCCUGGGCCCGACGGGCUCCCCGCGGCCUCCUGGCUGGCCCUGCCCUCUGGGCCUGCAGUGCUCCACCGUGCGCUGCAGUGGAUGCUGGACGGCAUGAGCAUGCGCUCGGACUACAACUUCGCGAUCGGCAUCUUCCUGCCCAAAG